Messenger RNA from Monomorium pharaonis (pharaoh ant), 1953 nucleotides. Its product is annotated as tRNA-uridine aminocarboxypropyltransferase 1. The transcript is spliced from 4 exons. Gene Ontology annotation, molecular function: tRNA-uridine aminocarboxypropyltransferase activity. Lineage: Eukaryota; Metazoa; Arthropoda; Insecta; Hymenoptera; Formicidae. The record is from RefSeq and is a predicted model, not a curated record. Gene Ontology annotation, biological process: tRNA modification. The coding region runs from base 708 to 1616 and encodes 302 amino acids. Gene Ontology annotation, cellular component: nucleus.
AUUUAACCAAUCCGAAGAAAAAAGACGAAUCACUCCAGUUUAACUUUGCUUGAUUAAUCAUUCCAAUCUAAUUUCACUCUCAAUCUCUAGUCUGAUACGGGUUUUAGUUUUUAUUUGACUGAUUAAAUUUGACUUUAAUCUCCAAUUCGCAGUCCUCGACAGUUUGAUACGAGCUUAAGGUUCGCAGGACCGUGCAAAAGAUUUUCGGGGCCUCGGUGCGAAGAUGUGGAUCGAAAAUCCAUAUUUGUUUAUGAAUUUGGCGAAUUAUGUACUGGUCGAUUUAAUAAAUAAUUGAGACAGAUAUUAAAAUACUAAGAUCUUAAAAGAAUAAUUAAUAUUUUUCAGAUUUAAUGAUUAAUGUCUUUUUUCGCAAACCAGAGCGACGUAUGUUUUGUCUGCUAGAUUCUUUCAUUUUGUAAAAAAACCGUGUCAAAUGAGCAUAUUUAUAAUUAUAUUAUUUGUUCAGUAACCCGUAGUUAUGUAAUGACUAAUAUUAACACACAACAAUAGAUAUUUGUUAAAUUAUAAGCUUUAUUAAGCUAUUUUUACUUCUGUACAUUUCAAACAAUUGUCUACGUCUACGAUCUGUACAGUGAACAGGUUGUCUCAUGGAAGACCUUUUAGACGCGGGGUCUCACAGCAAGAGGGGUAUGUUGGCAGGUUUGUUAUUAUAAACAAAUAUCGAUAUUUCGAUCAUUGUCAAAAAUAUGAUGGAGUACAUCGUCGAAAAUCCUACCGAUGAACUGUCGGAGCUGGAGAAGAAACAGAGGAUGAUCGACAGAGCACCUUUUGAUGGACUGAGAAUUAAAGAUACCAGUACUCUGGAGCUGGUCCAGUUUAGAAGUACAUGUGACUUGUGUCACAAAUCGCGGAAAUUUUUCUGCUACACCUGCUACCACCCUGUCAUCCCAAGCUUAUAUUUUCCACGAGUGAAGCUACCAAUUAAAAUCGACAUUAUUAAACAUCCCCGUGAGAUAGAUGGUAAAAGCACGGCUGUCCAUGCAGCAAUACUUGCACCAACAGAUGUAAAGAUUUACACAUAUCCGGAUUUUCCAGAGAUAUUAAAUAAAGAAGAAGUAAGAAGAAAAACUAUAUUAGUUUUUCCUUGCAAAGAUAAUACAAAGAAUAUAAGUGUUGAGGAUCUUUUUUCAAGAAAAGUGGAAAAAUGUGGUGCCUCAGUGGAAACACCUGAGACUGUAUUUCCUAUAAGAAGGGCAAUUUUUAUUGAUAGUACAUGGCAACAAACCAGAUCGAUAUAUAAGGACCAAAGACUGAGAGAAUUACGCUGUGUCGUAUUAAAGUCGAGGAUUUCUCAAUUCUGGCGUCAUCAAAAAAAAAGUCCAAGAUGGUAUUUGGCGACAAUUGAAGCAAUUCAUCAGUUUCUAGUGGAAUUACACACAUGUGCUCUUGGAGUGGAUGAAGAUUAUAAUAAAUGUGAUGCUUUGGUAACAAGUUACUUAGAUAGAAAUAUAAUUAAUAGUGAUAAUAUAGAGAUAAUGCAGAAAUACAAUGGACAGUAUGAUAAUCUUUUAUAUUUUUUUAAGUUUAUGUAUGAUAAAAUUCAUUCUAUGUACAAUCACAACAAAUUACAGGCUUAUAAAAGACCACUUGCAUAAUCAUGUCUUUCUUAAUUCGCAUUAAUACAUUUGUUUGCAUUUAAUUAAAUACCAAUAAUAUUUACAUGUUUCGACAAAAAUUUAUUCUAAAAAAUUGGAAUACAUUAUCUUAUAAUUAUAUAAUAAACACAUUGAAUUCAAUAUAACUUUACAAAAUUUUAAGAUAAUUAUAUAUCAUAAAAUUAUCUGAAUAUUUCAAGAUUCUUAGUUUCCAAAAAUAUGUAACAAAAUAUCACUCAUAUUUGAGACCUGAGUAUUGUAAUUUUCUUUUUGUACAAAAAAUGUAACAAAAAAUUAAGAAAAUUUUUUAAAUAUAUAAAAUAAAUAUGCUACAGUC